Messenger RNA from Anopheles bellator, 702 nucleotides. RefSeq names its product SRR1-like protein. Gene Ontology annotation, biological process: microtubule-based process. The record is from RefSeq and is a predicted model, not a curated record. Gene Ontology annotation, cellular component: nucleus; cytoplasm. The coding region runs from base 1 to 702 and encodes 233 amino acids. The transcript is spliced from 2 exons. Lineage: Eukaryota; Metazoa; Arthropoda; Insecta; Diptera; Culicidae.
AUGCGUGCAAAACUUAGCGCCUCCGAAGCCGAGAUACUGCAAUCGGAGUUUUUUACUGACUGCCUGGAGACUAUCGGGCCGGCUCUUCUCAGCAUCGAACGAAUCGUUUGCCUGGGGCUCGGAAAAUUUACCGAGUGUUCCACUGCUAGGUACCAGCUUGCGUUUAUACGCUGUUUGCGCGACAAGUUUCUACCCGGCCUUCGUGGACAAUUUUUCGAUCCGGUCUUUGGGCCUUCGGAGAUUGAAGCACUGCUGUCACUCGAUGAAACCGUGCUGCAAGAGAAUCUAGAAGGCAAGUACUGUGCAGAGCGCAGAACACUUUUCUAUUUACCGCACUGUCCGAAGCAAAUCGUCAAUAACGUGCUCUGGAGCAAUUGGCAGUCAGAUCGCCUCGGCAACGUCACACUCAUCAGCAACAGUUUUGCCAGCAUUGUGAAUAACAAUCCUCACCGAUUGUUGCAAACCAGCGCGGGAUAUAUUGUGAGGGCGGCAGAUUUUUUCGACGAGGUCCCACUCAAGAACACUUUUAGAUUCAGCGACAUUUUCAACGACACUUCGUUACAUCACUUACCAUUGGGGGCGACAUUUCCGGCCGGAAUUUGGGAUAACAGCGAGGAACCCGCAUACGAUACGGACGAUCUUGAACUUAUUUCGAAAGAGCUUGUCCGGCAGCUUGUGCUCUCGACCAAGGAAAAACUGUAA